Molecule: messenger RNA, 2394 nt
Organism: Siniperca chuatsi (mandarin fish)
Lineage: Eukaryota; Metazoa; Chordata; Actinopteri; Centrarchiformes; Sinipercidae
Product: LHFPL tetraspan subfamily member 4 protein-like
Exons: 4
Coding region: 1158-1874 (238 amino acids)
Biological process (GO): sensory perception of sound; gamma-aminobutyric acid receptor clustering
Cellular component (GO): inhibitory synapse; plasma membrane; postsynaptic membrane
Molecular function (GO): GABA receptor binding
Source: RefSeq, a predicted model, not a curated record
CCACCUACCAAAAAGUAGGCCUAUGUAAAGUAGUAGCUUCAAAUCCACCAGCUAUAACAUAAAAAUGCUAGUUAGGCCUACACGUCAAUGCAUCAGUAAUAAUGAUACAAUAAUAUAUAUUGUUGUUUUUAAUUAAGUAAAAUUACUCAUUUCCCCCUUCUGUUGCUGCUGCUGAUGUGCCCGCGUACGUGAACGCGCUCCAUCGCUGUCAUCAGUACAACAUCAGCGUCUUCCGGGGGCCGCGCAGAGAAAUAGGAGGAGGAGGAGGAAGAGGACGAAGAAGGGGGGACGGGGGGGGACGGGUGCAGAGAGAGAGGGAGAGGAGACAUACUGGAUAAAGGCUACGACAAAAACCAUGAUGAUAAUGGAGUCGAGGCGGUGGAGGAUGUCGGAUUUAAGAGAAAGGACUGUUGAAAUUUGACAGAGGCUCGUGUUGGAACCUGUUCUCAACGUUUUUAUUCAUUUAUUCUGUUUGAUUUCCACAUGCUGCGUGGACAUUGAAGUAGACGAAGGGGAACACCCCACGGAUGCCUCGGAAGGUAAAAACGGGGUCCACCGCUGGCGCUACAGGCAACAGACUUCAUCUCACGGAUCGUAAUAAAUGACAUCCUGAAGAUAGCUCUAAACUGAUGGAUGAGGAUGAAAAAUUGCUUUAAACCCCUCCACCCGACCACUGUGAAAUAAAGAGAAUCCUACUUUGAUGGAUUUUUUUUUAAUCAUUCAUGGUGUAGCCUCAAGGAAACGAGCCUUGACAGCAAUGUUGAAUCACUGGUCUUGGUAAAUUAUUCAUCAGUGGGAUAGGUAGGCUAUGAUUUUCUAUUGCUUCAAUGUAGCAUUUUCCCUCAUUUAUUUUUACAAUGUUUAAUCUUGCGAUAUCAUACACAUAUUUGCAGGUUACAUUUUUAUCGUGUGGUUACGUAGGCCCAUUUAGUAUCCUUUAACAGCCACAUAAGAAAUAGCCAAAGCGGCGUCAAUAUUAGCGCAGAGAAGUUUUGAUAUAGAGAACGAAAAAAUACAAGAACUGGGUAGUGAAGGGUUUGGAGCUGUCAGGCAUUUUUUUUUUUUUUUUAAGAUUUACAUUUCUUUUUUGUAAGAGUCUAAAGAGGAGGAGGACGGGGUGGAAAGAGAGAUACAAGGAGGAAACAAAACGCCCAAACAUGUUGCCUUCCCAAGAAGCCUCCAAGAUCUACCACGACAAUUAUAUGCGAAACUCCCGGGCCAUCGGGGUUCUGUGGGCCAUCUUCACCAUCUGCUUUGCCAUCGUCAACGUGGUGGUGUUCAUCCAGCCCUACUGGAUCGGCGACAGUGUCAACACGCCACAGGCAGGCUAUUUCGGACUCUUCCACUACUGCGUGGGCACCGGGCCGUCGCCCAGCCGAGAGCUCACCUGCGUGGGCAGCUUCUCCGACUUCAACGCCAUCCCGUCCGGAGCCUUCAAGGCGGCCUCGGUGUUCGUACUGCUAUCCAUGGUGCUGAUCCUCAGCUGCAUCGCCUGCAUGGCGCUCUUCUUCUUCUGCAACACCUCCACCGUUUACAAGACCUGCGCCUGGAUGCAGCUGCUGUGCGGAGUGUGCCUAGUGCUGGGUUGCAUGAUCUUCCCCGAUGGAUGGGACGCCGAGGUGAUCCGUGACAUGUGUGGGGAGCAGACGGGGAAAUACUCCCUGGGUGACUGCUCUGUACGCUGGGCCUAUAUGCUGGCCAUCAUGGGCAUUCUGGACGCCCUCAUCCUCUCCUUCCUGGCCUUUGUCCUGGGCAACCGGCAGACAGACUUCUAUCUUGAUGAUUUGCAGACAGACAACAAAGAUUUUGCUGUGUCAAGGAUUGAGGUGCGGGACAGAAGAGAGCCAAGGUAUGGAGUGCAGCGUCUUCACUGAGGGCAACAAUGGCACUGGACAACUUGUCUUCUCUUCACUCAUCCAUCUGUUUCUUUCCCUCUCCUCUCUUCUCCCCCUCUACUCUCUUCUUCUCUUCUCUCCAAUGAUCAGGAUAUCACCCAAUAUCAAUGCAGACACCAAGUGUACAAGAUUCUGUAAGAUUAUAAAAUACAACAAAACACACUGGGAUGAACUAUAUUUUGAAAAAAAAAGAUCUAAGGUUGUACAGUGCAUCUAACACUUGACUUUUUCAAUGAGUACCUGCGAUGGAAAAAAAUAUUUACUGUAUUUAAGGUCUUGAUUUGUGUGAGAAAUUCAAACCUUAAGAUGAAGAACCAUAAGGCCCAUCUAUGAUUUUAAGAGGAUUUAUUUAAAAUCUUGCUAUUUAAUGACUUUGAGUUUGUGUGUUGUGUAUAUUCAUAGCUUCAGAAAGAAGAUUAUUGAUACUCCUCAUACAGUGAUAGAGUCAAGACUUGCAAUACAGCAGCAAGUCCAUUAUUAAACAUUCAAAACACUUCAA